AUGGAAGUGGAAGCAACGAGUCUCGGGCAUGCUGCCUUUGCGCCUCAUGACUACGAAACUCCCCAAGCACCUUCGCCCUCUCCCCUGAACUCGCCAUGGCCCGAACUGGCCGACGUGGACACGGUCAACGAAGGCACGACUCAACCCGACCAACAACCAAGCUUCGCGCCGCAAAACCUCCAGGACGACACCCAAGCAGCCAGGGAAACGAACCUGAGCACCAGGACGACGCUCCCGCUACGGCUGGGCAAACAGACCAGGCCCAGCCAGGAGCUCUCCCGCAGACACAGACGCAGACUGAGCAGCAANACACACUCCCCGACACAAGAGAUACAGCCGAAGUUGCCUGAUCAAACUGUGCUAGACAACCCGGACCUACCACAACCGUUCCCUCCGUAUGAGACCACCGACCAUCUGGACCAGUCGGUCGAUCCUUUNGAUCAAUCGCAGCCUCUCCAACCACAGACCCCGACCAAAGACUACUCCGAACUCGCAAAUGCCGUCGCCGAUUUGAACUUGCCGACGAGCUCUCUUUUUCCCGCCGACCUUGCUCUCGCCUCGUAUGAAGCCGAAGAGGCCGCUCCUGUACAAGACGCGCAAAACGAUCCCAUGCAAGCUUUCGCGAAGCUGCAGUUUCCCGAUGGCGACUUCUAUGUUAAUACCUAUGCGGUCGAAUUGGGUCGUGAUCUGAAUGCUGCCAAGUUUGAGCGAAAGGCAGGCCGGAAACACAAGAUGAAGUUGAAUCGAGAUGUCCAGAUGGAACAAGAUGCCGAGAUGGAUAUGGACGAUGAAGGCCGCAACAUUGCGCGCAGCAACGUCAGCGAAAGUGGUGGUAUCGUUGGUGUCAACAUUGACUAUGACAGCGAAGAGAACGAAGAAUCGAAACGCCGCAAGCGCAAGCAGUUUCGCUCCACCAACUCAUCACACUCUGUCGACCCUACAUCCCUCCUCGCCAACCCCUACGACCUUUCGCUCGACUGGCAGCCACAACAGGACAAGCCCUUCGAAUACGAAUGUCCUUUCAUUCCAAUCCAUCCCCAGGCUGGUCAGUCAUUCAAGAACAUCUCGCGUAAACACAUCCGUAUUGAGUACAACCUGCAAAAGGCCUUCUGGGAGAUGCUUGUGAACGGCAGAAAUGGCGUGUUCCACGAUGACAGCCACGUCGACAAGGGCUCUCUGGUCAAGCUACAUCACGGAAGUGAGAUUCUCAUUCAAGGCAUCACCAUCAUCUUCAAGCUUCCGGACAACGCCCGUAACGAGGACGAAGAGGAAGAGCCAGCUCACAUCCUCUCUGACACGGACAGCUCCCUCUCCGAUCUGGACAGCGUCGCUAGUGUUACCUUCGGACACGACUAUGAGGAGGAAGACGUUUCAUCCGAAGACGAGCCUCUACGCCUCAAACGACCUGUGCAGAAGAAGGAGCGACCUCGAAGGAUUGUCAAGCUCAAACUAACUCUCAAGAAGAACUUCCCUGCUGUUGCUGGACUGCCCGUCGAAAAGGAAGAGAAGAAGGAAAAGGAAAAGGAGAAAGAGAAGAAGAAAGAGAAGGAGAAGAUUAAGGAAAAAGAGAAAGAGAAUGAAAAAGAACCUGAAAAGGAGAAGGAAAAGGCACCCGAGAAUGCCAAAGUCAAGGAGAAGGAGAAGGACCAAGUGAAGGAGAAAGAGAAGGAACGAAGACCGUCCAAGUCUGGCAAACAGUCCAUCAAGACCGACAAGCCUGCCAGAGUGGAAAAGGCAGAAAAGAUGCCCAGAACACCCAAGAUGGACAAAGUCGAGAAGCCAGUGCAAAAGGUCCCUCUGCCCGAGAAGAUAGAGACAAGCGACAAGGUCGAAAAGCCAAAGGAUGUACCACCUGUCGAAAAGACAAUCGUCACACCCAAGCAGCCCCAGGUCGUCCCGCCAGUUUUCGAAGACAGAAGGGAAUCCGCUAUAUCCACUACCGAGAUGCCCCCUCCAUCCCAGCCAGCUGACAUCAAGCCGUCAAUCGAGCCUGANCUCUUACGAAGCUCUGCAGGCCCUGCAGGUGACGCCUUCCCAAACACCCCUGCCAUUCCUACAGAUUUACCUCCUGGUUCCAUCCUUGCUGGCCUAGCUCCAGAGGAAAUACCUCAGAAGCGCAAAGGCCCUGGACGACCUCCCAANAACGGUGUCAUGUCUAAACGCGAUGAGGCCAUCAUCAAGCGAAAGACAAAAGAGUUGCAAAAGCUUGGCAAGGCCAUUCCACCACUUGCUGAACUCUUGGCCCUUGCCAGAGCCGAAGGCGGAAGCACUACCAAGAAAGAUUCCAAACCAGAAGACGGNAAGUGGGGAGAACAUCUCAGUCAAUCUGUUGAGAUCGACCCUGCACUCAUGGCCAUUCAAGAGCACAACAACGCCACACCUUCGGCCGAAGUCAAGACUGAGGGAGGCCUCAUGGUUGCUCAGCCUACACCAGACAAGGACGCGAACAAGCCCAAGAGGAUAGUCAAAUCCCCAUCUCCCCAGAAGCCUGAAUCAGAAUAUACCGAGGAAGAGCUCAANAAACCAACGCAGACCUAUGUAGUUCUGAUUCACGAGGCUCUGUCGAAAGCCCCAACAGGUGUGAUGGACCUGCAACAGAUCUACGAUGCUAUGCAGAAAAUGUACCCAUGGUUCAAAUACAAGAGUACAACCUCCGGGUGGCAGAGUAGUGUCCGACACAACCUCAUCAGCAGCGAGGCUUUCGAGGAGGCUGGCAAGAUCGGCAAAGGCAGGCUUUGGAAGAUCAACCCCAAUGUCUCAAUUGACAAGGAGAAGAAGCGAAAGGCUCCAACGCCGCCGCCGGAUAACAGACCUGCUCAGCAACAGCAGUAUCCCUACUAUCCGAACAACCAGUACCCGUAUGGCCAUCCUGCAGCUCCUGCAUACGGAGGUGCAUAUGCCAGACCAAGCCCUUACGGCACACCCUAUGGUCCGCCAACCGUGCAGAACGCGGCACGGCCGCCUGUUCCAACGCCGCAGCAAAAGCCUGGUACCUACUAUUCUCCAUAUGCAUCAACCACGCCAGGUGCUGCCGCUGCUGGCUCGCCGUAUGGUCCUCCGAGCAGAGCACCGUAUGCUCCUUACCCUCAACCCCUCGUCCUCCGGGUAUUGCCUAUGGCCAACCGCCACAGCCACCGGCACAACCCGGUCAGCCGCAAGCAUCGACGCCGCAAGGCCAAGCACCUGGGGCGCCACAAGGUCAACCACAACAACCUCAACUGCAGCCCGGUCAAGCUUCUCAUCUACCGCCAGGGCAGCCUUAUCAGCCAUCGAGUCAAGCCUCAACCUCCUCGACCUGUGAUGGCCCCAGCGCCUGGUCAGGCCCCUCCGCCGCCACACAAUCCGAGUGGGAUCACUUCUGAAAAGAUGAUUGACAAUAUCAUGGAUUACCAUAAGAGGUAUCUAAGCAACUUCCAAGGUCCAGAGCAGGAAAAGCACAGAGCGAUCUUCCGCAAGGCCACCAACAGACACAUUCGCCGUGAUCAAGAACACGGUCCGUUUGAGUCUGAGGAAGAAGAAAAGCUUUACAAAGCUAUUCAGAACAUCAUCACCUCUACACAGGCAGAAACGGCACCCUCCGCUCCUGCCCAGCCUCAGACGAAUGGUCAGGGCCCUGUUCAGGGUGGGCCACCGCAAGGCCAGGCGCAGCCAGGCGCCACACAACCAGCGCCAGGUCCAGCUUCACAACAACAGGGUGCGCCUGGACAACCACCUCAACAGGGUAUGCCAGGCUCGCAGCCCCCUAUGGGUCAACGGCCGAACAGCGGCCCUCAUCCUGUUCACCAAGGAUCUAGCUCAGAACAGGCAUUGGCCGAAGCGCUCAAGACGGCUAUGCCUGGUGCGCAAACCUUCAGGCAAGGUCCACCGAUUGCUCCUUACCAUCCAGGUCCGAUCGCACCCAGACCCAGCCCGUACGCACAGCCACAACCGCAGCAGCAGCAAAGGAUGCAGCCUCCAGCAGGACAGCAACAGACACCUCACCCUCGCCCUAAUCUCGCGCCGACACCGCAAGUGCAAGCACCGAGACCGACAUUCACUGCGCCGUCGCCAGCUCCGUCCACUGCAACAACAACGGCGACCCAGAAUCAGGCCUCAAACCCUGCCGCGUCAAGACCUGUUGCCUCUGCUCCAGCUCAACCGACACAACCGUCUCCUGUGCCAACCCCAAACCAGUCAGCUCAACAAGCUCCUGCGCGUGUUCAGAAAUCUCCUGCGCCGGCACCAAUGGCUCAAAACGCGCCUGUCCCUCAAUCUGUUCCUGCAGUUCAACAAGCUCCGGCGUCCACACCGUCGCAGACACCCACACCUGCUCCUUCGGCACAGCAACAAUCAUCUGCGACUAUACCUCCAGCCACUACACCAGCUCCAGUGGCUCCUCAGACACAAGCCGUACAGCCGCAGGCUCUCCCAGUUGCUCCCCCGCGCCGGCACCCGCAAAACAGACGCCUCCCGCAGAUCCAAACGCACAUGGAGGAUUGA
This is a messenger RNA of Aureobasidium vineae, 4479 nucleotides long. The record is from the annotation of a GenBank genome assembly. Lineage: Eukaryota; Fungi; Ascomycota; Dothideomycetes; Dothideales; Saccotheciaceae.